This is a messenger RNA of Porites lobata, 14940 nucleotides long. The record is from the annotation of a GenBank genome assembly. Lineage: Eukaryota; Metazoa; Cnidaria; Anthozoa; Scleractinia; Poritidae.
AUGUCUGCAAUUGUAGCAACAGUGUUAAAAGGAACCAUUGGCCUUCUCAUAAAGAAGGGCCUAAAACGUGCAUCAGAAAAACUAAAGGACGGCGACGUUACAGACCAACAAUUACAAAGCUGGAUAAUGGACGAAACAGACAACGUGAAAUCGAAGCUAGAUGCAAUGGCGAGGAAAGAUCUCGGGGCAAGCAUAUCCUUUUUCCGGGAGGGAUUAGUGUUGCUUGAUAAAGCAAUGGAUGCGAGAACCCGGGACGAAGGCGGUUCAAAAAAUGUGAAAGGGGCCAACCAAGUCAAAAGCAGUACAAAAGUCAGUCCUGAAGCAGCGAAAAAGGGACGAUUUUGGUCCAAGUGGUUUUCUUCAGUUGCUUCUCCAACGAAAAGCCUCGUGGACCAAGGUAAAAACGAAUUAUCUCUUAUUACGAGGGAAAUGGACGCCGAAGCAAUCGUUGACGCAAAGAAGAGGUUUGAAGAUGCUCGACGGAAAGCAACGGAGGCUUUUAACAAUGAAGUCCUCAGCCCUUUGGACCGUAUCCUUGCCAUGGGUGUUCGUCUAAUGGCAACAAUACUGGAAAAAGUUGAAACUCCAGUGAGUACAUUAGACGCGUGUAUAUCUGGCCUCAACGAACUACACUCGAUGCCGUUUGUUACAGAGAAUUUUAGCUUUGAAAUCGAGAAGGGAAUCAAGUCAAGAUUUAGCAAGGUUGAGCGAAGGCAAAUCAUUUCCUCCGUCUGUCAAAUAAAUCGUACCAUUUACGAUUUCACGUUAUUGGUGGGUAGUGAAGAAUGGAUCAUCUUUUGGCCCUGCAUUGAAACCGGACAAGAGAAGGUCGACCCCCUUCGUGAUUCAAGAGUGGCAAACAUACUGUGUAAGCAAGAGAUAAGCGAUUGUUCUUUAGCUUGGUCAUUUGGUCAGGAGAGUGAACAAGAGCUUCAAAACCUCAAGUCAGCGGUUAGUAUAGCAACAAAUACCCUCGGGCAGUUCCUUGUUGCCGACUCAACUGGGAACGAAUGUGUGAAAAUAUUUGACGCCACUGGUAAGUUUGUAAAAUCCUUUUCUCCUACAGAAGAUAAACGCAUAAUACACAACAGAAAAAUCAUUGCUGUAGGUACUGACAAUGACGACAACAUUUACGUGCUGAUGACCAAAAACGAAAAAGCGGAGAGAGUUUCUAUGGCUAGCAUGCUCCUCUUCAACCAUCACGCUCAGCUCAAACACCAUUUUACCUUUGAUGUCCAGUUCGAAGCUGUGACAACAAAGGCGACAGCUAGUGGCCUUCUUCUUGUACCUGGACAUUUGAGUCUUGGCGGCCGGACAACUUCGAAGAACGUAAUGGCAAAUGCAGACAAACACUAUGCAAUGAUAGUAGAUAAGAGAGGAAACCGUAUGGACCGCCUUUGCGACGACACAUUAGGACGUAUCAGAGAUAUCGCAGUUGCUGAUAACUGUGUCAUGGUGUUAGAUUGGUAUUCAUCCAAUGUAUUUGUCUUCGCUGACAAGUCUGCGGGCAAAGAGUAUCGACCCACUUCAACUUGCCAAGAAAAAAGUCGUCGUUGCGAGUUCCAUUUAUCGGGUAAUGAUAAAGAAGAUCUUCCCUUUUCACGAUUCUCUAAAAUAAGAAACUUUCCAGUGGGGAAAGUUGCUCGUGCCAUAACGUUUCAUCCAAGAAGCAAACACGUCAUCAUUGCAUCACAGACAAAAGAUGACCGCUCACAACUGAUGUUUUACAGCACCGAAGGCAAAUUUGAACGCAGCAUUGAUCUUAACGUGGAGAGGGGCUACCUAAUAACUGGGGCUGCAGUGACAACAGAAGGUCGCAUCUGUGUAGCCGCAUCAAAUUUCUUGGAAGAAAAAGGAAAGAUCCUAGUGUUGUAAUAGGCUGCUAUUGUUUUAAGGCAGUAGUACUUAUGGCGCGAACUCAUCUUUUUCGCAUAGAUGGCGUACACAUCAACCAUAACAUAUGAAAGUGAAAAUGAAAACUUUUUGGCUUGACCGGGAAUCGACCCUGACCUGUACGGUGACCGGACCCAAUAGUCUGUCCAUUGAGCUAAUCAAGCCAACUAGAGAUCAGGCUAUAGUGUUCCGAAUAUUCGCAAUGAUUCAAGUGACAACCAUAAAGAGGGAACACGUAGGCGCGCAUGAUUUGGGUACAAUUUCCCGCGCCCUCAAAUUUUUCGUUCGCUCUUCUUUCUUUCUUUAUCAACAAAAACAAACAAACCAAACAAAAAAAAAAAACAAACACAAAAGCAAAAACAAAAUAAUAAUAAUAAUAAUAAUAAUAAUAAUAAUAAUAAUAAUUAAAAAAAACAAAAAAACAAAAGGAAACAACGGUGUGAUACACUAUAACAGACUAAAGAAAAAGUUCGAGCGUAGGAGCGUAGGUGAAUCACGGCAUGGGCCUCCAUGUAUUUCGAGUUAUUGCCCUGCCAAAACAUAUAAGGGCGUUGAUCUAACUUUAUGAGGGUAUAAUUAUAACAACCUUAAAGAUAAGUAAGGGACGAGGAGGGAGAUCGGAGGAUUUGGGGCUUAAUACGGUAAAAGAUAGCUGAUCCCCCAUUAAAUGUUAUUUUACGAAAGUGAUCCUUCCUCGUAACUCUUAAUAACUUUCGUGACCCCCCCCCCCCCAAAGUUUUUGCACCCACACUUACCUUUCGAAGUGUAUAUUUACUGCCUUUUUUUUUUUUUUUUUUUUUUGCACAGAAAAGAUCAUAAUCAACGUCAGGACGGAAGAAGGGCAACAAGAGGAUGCCCCCCCAAAAAAAACAAUUGCCCUUUUGGGUUCUCAAUUACGAAUGAACUCAACUUUUGUUCUCCUACAAAUUAAGUGACCUUUCCUCUCCCCCCCUCCCAUCAAAAAGAAUCCUCCGACCAGCCCCCCCCCCCCCCCCGCGACAAAUAAUGACUGAUUCCUAAGUUCACAAAUGUGUUAUAAUACUGAUGAAUAAUACUGAUGUCCUUUGUCCUUGGGCAAUCAAGGCUAUGUAUAAUUCACUGUUAGGAAUCACCUUGCCCCCAAUUCCUUUGAUGAUAUUGUAUAAGUAGUUUUGUCAUAAUCCGUAAGGGUCACCUUUCAGUGACUUUUGAUCACUUUUGAAAAUGUAUGUUAACUAGCGUACGAAACGUAAAGUUCAUAUAAAAAUGCGAAUGUCUACAAUGUUUAUCGACGUUGUACAUGUGUGCGUGUGCCUUUUUUUUUAUCCGGCAUCUCAAGGAAACACGGACCAUCACCUGUGUAAUGACUUCUACAUUAAAUUUAGCAACACGACUCGUGAUGAAUUCUCGCUAGAAACUUCUUGUUCAGUAAGGCAGAGCUCCACUUGAAAAUUAAAUAAGCUGAUAAAAACAAACUAACAGAUAAACAAACACAAAGAAAGCCGAGACGAAACAAUCUCUUAGUUUUCCCAAAGGGAGAAUACUCUUGCAGAAGUGAACUUUUUUGAACGAUAGAAUUGCUUUUUUAGUUAUUCAAACGAUUGAUUUUUCCCAUCCCAAAUUACUGAUGCUCAAUCGGACUUUGUUGGUUAAGGACUUUAUUUCAAAGUUCGAAAUUUGACGGCUGGAUACAUGGCAACCAUAUAGUCGAGGUCACCCACUGACUGCAAUGACCGAUUUAUGUCUCCAACUGACACAAGAAUUGUCUUACAUGGUUUUCUCCAUGCUUUAGAAGCCUGUUUGGUUAAUUUGCAAUUAGCCUAAAAGCUAUUUAUCUGUUCUGAUGUCUUAGGGGAACUUAGGUGGUCACGACAGUUUAAGGUGUUUUUUUCGUCUCACUCGAAAGUGUUAAUUUAGUUACCCUUAUGGGUCCGGUCGCCUUGCUUUCAUUAGAAAAUUAUAGGGGACGUUUUGUCCUUGUACCGAAAGCUUUAGGCCUUUUUUAACAAUAAUAGCAAUAUCUCGCUAUUAAAAUGUGAAUAACACAACCUUUGAAAAUCAUAGUUAGGCUAUUAGAAAAACUCCGAAUAUUUUAGACGAAUAGAACGGUUAUCCCGAAAUUUUUAGCUUUUCUCAAGCUUCAGAAAUUUCUAGGCAAUAUUUGCUCUAGUCUGCUACAUAGCGUGACGACACUAAAAACGGCUGUGUAGCAGACUAUAUUUGCUCCUUCGAAUAGUUAUUUUGCAGAAAAAAGUCGCUGGCUGCCCCUGUAUAGUUGCUUGCGUGAUUUGUGUCCCUAACUUUUCUCGGCGAAAUUCGCGACCCCGUCAUUAAAUGCAAAUAAAGAUGACUUUAAAAUCUUCAAGAUGAAUGGGCUUUCAUGCGCAAAUUCAGGAGCAAGUUUUAUUCUCACGUGUAAAUUGACUUUCACCCUUCGAACACUCUCGUCUCCAUGUCGUACCCAAUUACUUUUUUCUUCAAUUGACUUCAAAUGAUCUUUUAAAUCAAAAUUGUAUAAAAUUCAAACUUUAAUAGCGUCAAACUUAUUAAACAACACUUUAGCACUUUCACGUACUGUUAAAUUUAAGGUUUAAUUUAAGGGGCUAAUCAAUACCGCAAUACCGUAAGAAAAAUUGGCAAAUACGAAGUACCGUGUCGAAAAUCGACGAAGUACCGAUACCGCAUUUAUGAUCGGUCACGCUGUAUCCAUCUCGCGUGUUUUUUUUUUUUUUUUUUUUUUUUUUCUCAAGCAUGUAUACACCAGCACUCAACCUCUAGUCAGCCUUCCCGAGAAAACGUGAGAAGGUCUCGAAUUAAACGGUAGAACGAUCGGAAAGCCAGGUCAUUGGAUGUCCCACCAAUUUCCUGAUCAUAGAGUAACUGUCCGAAAUUGUGUAUUCAUUGACUGUUAAGUCUAAAGUCUUCCAAAUAUUGACCUACAUUAGACAUAAGAGGCCAAAUGACCGGCACCGCAAUACCGUGAAAGACGUCUUCUUUUACCGAAUAGGGCUGGAUGAUACUGCAAUACCGCACAUUAAAAUCAAAAUUACCGAGAUACCGCUAGAAAAAAAAAAAAGCUGAAUACUGCAAUAUAAUACCGUAAACCCCCAUGUCCCCCUCAGCUGUUGGCAAUGACUACGUUGGGGUUUUGUUAACAGAAUCAAAAUCUUGCUGGAACCUUUUCAAUGCACAAAAUUGGAUUUAUUGCACAUAUUAUGAUCAACAAAAACCACCACCAUGCCACCUCUACAUUAAGCAACUAGUAAUUCAUACUAUGAGCAGCGCCUUCAUCUUGUGAUCCGUACCAGUUGCUGUGGAGGGUCACAUAUAAUGGCCCAUACGGGGAUGCUCCACCCAAAAGGGACCUUUUUCAGGCUUCAGGUAUAAGAAAAGGUAGGGAAGUCAAAUACGUCCUGGUUUUAUGAUAUUCAUAUUUAAAAGACAGUGCAUUCACAGCAGUUAAAAGUUGAAGGGAUGCAAAAUGAUUCUAGACUAAAUCAGGUGAGAAAGCGGUGACAUUUAAUGUCAUAUAAGGUAUACGAAAGCGGCACCUUGUCUGUCAAAAAUGGUAUAUAAACUCCGACCUGUAAGGAGUGGACUCUGGUACUGCGCCUCCGCUAUCAGACUUUGCGCAGAUCAGCACGAGGUUAUGAGUUUCAAAACAUUCGUGAUGUUUUGUGAAUGGCCGGUGAUUGAUCGCUACCACUUAUAUAUGCCAUUUGAAGCUUUCUUACUCAAUCAGUUAGACUGUAUUCGUCUACGGAAGAAGACAUUGCAUAAUCGGGUUAAGCAGCUUGGCGUUGUGAAAACUCCUUAACUGAAAAUGUCUAUGACGUCCAUACACAAGGUAUGUUUUACUUUACGUUUACUUAAAACUACAUUUUCACAAAUUUCAAUCCAUGGCCAAUUACUGGUGAAAAAUGUAUACGGCGAUUGGACAAGGAAAAAACCACUUUUAAUGCGAUUGAAAAAUAUCGGCAUGGCCUCUGAAAAACUGUAUUGAAACACCUAAAGACUAAAAAUGAUAUUACCUAAGAAUACUGCUAAUAACGGUAAUUCAAUCGAGUGAUCCGCGUCAAAAAGAUUAGUUGAAUUGGAGACGGGGAUAGGAUGAUUUAUAUUCGGAAAACUGGGCGUACCUCUGAAACAUUUCUCACUGCCUACAGUUACUCCCUGUCGGUAAAAAGUAAUUGGAAUUCUUUCAAGAAAUAUGCGUUUUUAUUUACCUUUGCCCACACGUACAGUUACACUCUCAAUUGGUAAAGAAAAAACAAAACAAAACAAAAACAACAGUAAAAACAAAAGCGGUAUAACCACUAUCACGAAUUUCGCGUUUUCACUGCUAGGAAUGGUUAACGUGCUUAUUCUUUUCCUACUCUAUGUCAAGCCUUUUUGAUAUCUUUUUUAGUUGUCUAAUUUAUUUUUCUUUACUCAUACAGAUUGCACCUUGGUCAGAAAUGGCAUACCACAAAGUUGUCGACCUUCCCCGCAAAGAAGGUACAUGUGAUCUGACACUCAUCAAACUAUGAGAUAGAAUUAAGUUCACUCACUGCAUGCUGUAUAAUUACUAGAGAUAAUCCCUGAUUACGUAUCCGCGUUCGUCACUUACGGAAACGAAAUCGAGUCAAAAUGAGUCCAAUUUCGCGGCCCCUGGAAAAAUUAAAAGGUGCGGCUAAUCAACAGUCGCCCAAGACAGCUCGAAAAUUCUGCCUUUAUGCCACACGAACUCCAGCAAAGGAUGCGUUCUGACGAACGCGAUUUUUGCAAAAGCUUUUUUAAAGUUCUCCAUGCUCUCAACUUUUGUCAAGGGCGUUGUCAUCCUCGUGACUCGAAGGACUAAGAAAAACGAGAGAAUACUGGUAGUCGCAAUCCCACUGAUGUCGUAGCCUGCGGAAACAUCCAUUUCUCCUCGCUCCUCGCCGCUGGGGACGUUUCCUCCGCGCGAAACGUUUCCAGCGGCGAAGAGCGAGGAGAAACGAAUAUUUUCGCAGGCUAUUGAUGUCGCAAUAUCUUUUAAGACAAGACAAGACAAGACAAAACAAUGCUUUAUUUGGAGUUUUAUACAGUCCUAUGUACAUCGACUUUAUCCAAAUAAACUAAAGCUUUCUUGCUCUAUCAUUGUCAUUAACAUUGAUACCCAAAACAUAAUUUAUUAUGUCAAUAGAGAAAAGGAAAAUCUAAUGGGGAUCUGCUUUUCAAAACACUAUUUAAUUUGAGCGAUUUUACAAAACUAAUUUCGUCAUAUGACAUUUGUUACUACUUUUCAGAAUCGCCUUCAACGAUCUCGGAAAAUCACAGCAAUUUUCCUGCUGCUUUCGCAUUGGUGGAAAAGGCAAAGAAACCAGGCAGUUCUAUGACACUGAUGGGUGGAUUUUAGACCACACUAGAUGGAUCUUGAAAACAACGAUAUCGGGCUUGUUCAGAGCAACAUGUCAGUUGGCGGGAAAUUCUAGAUUAAAGAUUAAAAAAGUUAAUUAUUGAUAUCUGUUAUUUAAUCCACGCUGUUUAAGCUCUAUAGAAAGGUAACACUUCUCCAUUCCGCCUAGAUUAAUCAUUUCGAUUACAACGGAACCUUGUGUAAAGUCUGGUUUGCUUACGCUGCGCGAUCGUUUGCGCCACUUUAUUUUUGGCAGUCUUUAAACAGUUCUAUCGCAAAACGAGGAAUUAAACCUUUUGGAACCAAACAUUUGCAUAAAUAGAGGGUUUAGCGUAUGUAAUACCUCUUGAUAGUAGAGAAUCAGAAUCGAUGAUUCCUAAUUAAUUUGAUUUUUGGUACCGUCAUGUGAAAACCGAGAAAAAGUAAAAUUUGAAACAUCUGUAAGGGUGCGUUCCUUUGGGAUGAUUCGGAUCAGGAUCAGUGAUCAGAGAUCACUCGGAUCAUGUUAGAUCAGAUGAACCGAUGAAUCCACUCUGGACAUGGAUUCAGGAGGGGGGUGCUCGGGAUUUAAAGUGAUAUUUGCUCCUUCGAAUAGUUAUUUUACAGAAAAAAGUCGCUGGCUGCCCCUGUAUAGUUGCUUGCGUGAUUUGUGUCCCUAACUUUUCUCGGCGAAAUUCGCGACCCCGUCAUUAAAUGCAAAUAAAGAUUACUUUAAAAUCUUCAAGAUGAAUGGGCUUUCAUGCGCAAAUUCAGGUGCAAGUUUUAUUCUCACGUGUAAAUUGACUUUCACCCUUUGAACACUCUCGUCUCCAUGUCGCACCUAAUUACUUUUUUCUUCAAUUUGACUUCAAAUGAUCUUUUAAAUCAAAAUUGUAUAAAAUUCAAACUUUAUAGCGUUAAACAACACUUUAGCACUUUCGCGUACUGUUAAAUAGGUUCCUUCAGGAAUACCACGCGCGUCAGGAAGGGGACAUUAGGGGUUAUCCAAUACCGCAAUACCGUAAGAAAAAUUGGCAAAUACCGAAAUAUCGUGUCGAAAAUCGACGAAAUACCGAUACCGCAUUUAUGAUCGGUCACGCUGUAUCCAUCUCGCGUGUUUUUAUUUAUUUGUUUUUUUAUUAGAAAGAAUGUAUACACCAGCAAUCAACCUCUAGUCAGCCUUCGCGAGAAAAAGUGAGAAGAUCUCGAAUUGAACGGUACAACGAUCGGAAAGCCAAGUGAUUGGAUGUCCCACCAGUUUCCUGAUCAUAGAGUAACUGUCCGAAAUUGUGUAUUUAUUGACUGUUAAGUUUAAAGUCUUCCAAAUAUUGACCUACAUUAGACAUAAGAGGCCAACUGAACGGUACCGCAAUACCGUGAAGGACGGCUUCUUUUACCGAAUACUGUUACCCAGAAGGAUGAAAAACCGCAUACCCGCAGGGCUGGAUGAUACUGCAAUACCGCACAUUAAAAUCAAAAUUACUGAGAUACCGCUAGAAAAAAAAAUCUCGAUGCUGCAAUACCGUAAACUCCCAUGUCCCCCUCACCUGUUGGCAAUGUCACGGUUUUGUUAACAGAAUCAAAAUCUUGGAACCCUUUCAAUGCACAGAAUUGGAUUUAUUGCGUAUCUUAUGAUCAACGAAAACCAUCACCAUGCAAGGUGCUGUCACUUCUGCAUUAGGCAACUAGUGAUUCAUAUUAUGAGCAGCGCCUUUCAUCUUGUGAUCCGUACGGGGGUGGGGGGAUAACUUCAGAGUGUCGUGUGCGUGCUUUCACCUUUAGCAUCGAAUUCCUGUGGAGGGUCACAUAUAAUGGCCAAUACGGGGAUGCUCCACCCAAAAGGGACCUUUUUCAGGCUACGGUCUAAGAAAGGGUAGGGAAGCCGAAUACGUUCUGGUUUUAUGAUAUUCAUAUUUAAAAGGCAGUGCAUUGACAGCAGUUAAAAGUUAAAGGGAUACAAAAUGAUUCUAAACUGGGUCAGAUGAGAAAGCGGUGAUAUUUGUCAUAUAAGGUGUACGAAAGGCGUACCUUGUCUGUCAGAAAUGGUAUAUAAACUUCGACCUGUAAGGAGCGGACUCUGGUACUGCGCCUCCGCUAUUAGACUUUGCGCAUAUCAGCACGAGGUUGUGAGUUUCAAAACAUUCGUGAUGUUUUGUGAAUGGCCGGUGAUUGAUUGAAAGCUUUCUUACUCUAUCAGUUAGACUGUAUUCGUCUACGGAAGAAAACAUUACAUAAUUGGGUUAAGCAGCUUGGCGUUUUGAAAACUCCUUAACUGAAAAUGUCUAUGAAGUCCGUAGACAAGGUAUGUUUUACUUUACGUUUACUUAAAACUACAUUUUCACAAAUUUCAAAAAUGUAUAGCGAUCGGACAAGGAAAAAACCACUUUUAAUGCCAUUGAAAAAUAUAGGUGUGUGGUCUCUGAAAAACUAUAUUGAAACACCUAACAACUAAAAAUCAUAUUACCUAGCAAUACUGCUAAUAACGGUAAUUCAAUCGAGUGAUCCGCGUCAAAAAGAUUAAUUGGAGACGGGGAUAGGAUCAUAUAUAUUCGGAAAACUGGGCGAACCUCUGAAACAUUUCUCACUGCCUAGAGUUACUCUCUGUCGGUAAAAAGUAAUUGGAAUUUUUUCAAGAAAUAUUCGUUUUUAUUUACCUUUGCCUACUGUUACGCUCAAUUGGUAAAGGAAAAACAAAGCAAAACAAAACAAAAACCACAACAGCUUAAUCACUAUCACGAACUCCGAGUUUUUAUUGCUAGGAAUGGUUAACGUGCUUAUUCUUUUCCUACUCUAUGUCAGGCCUUUUUGAUAUCCUUUUUUAGUAGUCUGAUAUAUUUUGCUUUACUCAUACAGAUUGCACCUUGGUCAGAAAUUGCAUGCCACAAAGUUGUCGACCUUCCCCGCAAAGAAGGUACAUGUGAUCUGACACUUAUCAAACUAUGAGAUAGAAUUAAGUUCAUUCACUGCAUGAUGUAUAAUUACUAGAGAUAAUCACUGAUUACGGAUCCGCGUUCGUCACUUACGGAGACGAAAUCGAGUCAAAAUGAGUCCAAUUUCCCGGCCGAUAUGCCCCUGGAAAAUUAAAUUAAAAGGUCCGUCUAAUCAACAGUCGCCCGAAAUAGCUCGAAAAUUCUGCCUUUAUGUCACAUGAACACCAGCUUAGGAUGCGUUCUGACGAAUACUGGCAGUCACGAUCCCACUGAUGUCGAAAUAUCUUUUAAGAUAUAUAGAAAUGUAGGGGUGGGGGAUGUGGAGGGGGUUUUAUAUAUAUAGAUAGAUAUAUACUUUUGUUCCUUUGCACGUGCGCCCGUGUGCAUUUUUCACUUGUUAUUGUCCAACUUGUGAAAAACUCGGUUGAACGAUACAUUUUUUCGUCGUCGGCUUUUUUGUUCCAAUGUGACAUGUCGUUUUGAGUUUUUUUUAGAAAAAUACAUGCGCCCUACGAUACAAAUUUGCAAUGGCGAAUUAUAUAGCUGAUUUUGGGAAUGAGGAAAAUAUCCCACGAAGCAGCCGAUCCGCGAGUUAUACGGCGUCACCGAAUUGGUAGGCCAAAUGCCAUGGCAUCUGUAGCAAGUGACGAAGCAUUUUUAUUGAUGGAGUGUAUUAAAAAAAUGCGCUGACCAGGGGCGUGCUUAAGAGAAACUGUAAACUAACUUGAAAGGAUUUGUGGCCUAGAGUGUAUUCUGUCUUCAAUGGGACGUUGCCUUACAGGCCGUGAUUUUACACGAAAAAAGGUGAGACAUUAAGAUAUAUGACCAGCUCAUCAUGGUUAUGAUAAGGUCUGCUUCUAUGAACUUCGUCAACGUCUUAGUCCGUUUUAAUCAACUGCUACAAUAUUGUUGCUCCUUCCCACAUAUCCAAUAUGGAUAUCCACGGUCACAUCUUCCUUCUCAGCGGUUUCGAAAACACAUUUUUUUUCAUUUCAUCUGCGUUUUUCCCCUUAUCCUGUAACGACAACAAUUAUAUGACCUACAAGUGACCGAAUUCCUCAUUUUUUUAAUUUUCAAGAGAAUGCAAAUCAAGAGAAUUGCAGACAAUAUCCGUCCAUUAUUUUUUCAAUUGACAAAUUGGAACAAAGAACCUGACGAACAAAAAAUUUAUGGUUGAACCAAGUUUUUCACAUGCAAAUUGGACAAUAACAAGUGAAUGCACACUGGUGCACGUGCAAGAGAACAAAAGUAUAUAUAUAUAUCUAUCUAUAUAUCUCUCUGUAUGAAAACCUUUUUAAAAACGGGUGUAUAUAUAUAUAUAUAUAUAUAUGUAUAUAUAUAUACACCCGUUUUCAAAAAGGUUUUCAUAGAGAGAGAUAUAUAGAUAGAUACAUAGUUUUGUUUUGUUGCACGUGUGCCCGUGCGCAUUUUUCACUUCGUAUUGUCCAACUUGUGAAAAAACUCGCCUCAACGAUAAAUUCUCUCCUUGUCAGGUUCUUUGUUCCAAUUUGUCAAUACAAAAGAGAAUGCACGAAUAUUGUCUACAAUUCACUUGAUUUGCAUUCUUUUGAAAGUUAAAGAAUGCGGAAUUCGGUCAGUUGUAGGUCAUAUAAUUGUUGUAUUUACAGGAUAAGGAUAAAAUCAUCAAAGAUUUUCAUUUUUAUAACAACGCAGAUGAAAUGAAAAAAAAGUGUUUUCGAAACCGCUGAUUUUUUUUUUUUUUUUCGGAGAAGGAAGAUGUGACGGUGGAUGUCGAUAUUGGAUAUGUGGGAAGGAGCAAAAAUGUCAUAGCAGUUGAUUAAAACGGACCAAGACGUUGACUAGGUUCAUAGAAGUAGAUUUUACCAUAACCAUGAUGAGCGGGUCAUACAUAUUAAUGUCUCACCCAGUUUUUUCGUGUAAAAUCAUGGCCUGUAAGGCAACGUCUCACUGAAGACAGAAUAAACUCUCGGCCACAAAUGCUUUCAAGUUAGUUUAAAGUUUCUCUUAAGCACGCCCUUGGUCAGCGCAUUUUUUUUAAUACACUCCAUCAAUAAAAAUGCUUCGUCACUUGCUAGAGAUACCAUGUGAGACAUUAAGAUAUAUGACCAGCUCGUCAUGGCUAUGACAAAGUCUGCUUCUAUGGACCUCGUCAACGUCUUAGUCCGUUUUAAUCAACUGCCAAAUAUCACUACAAAUCAUGCUAUUACCUAUACAAAUUUUCUUUUCGUCAGGUUCUUUGUUCCAAUUUGUCAAUUAAAAAAAAUAAUGCACGAACAUUGUCUGCAAUUCUCUUGAUUUGCAUCCUCUUGAAAAUUAAAGAAUGAAGAAUUCGGUUACUUGUAGGUCAUAUAAUUGUUGUCGUUACAGGAUAAGGGGAAAAACAUCAAAGAUUUUCAUUUGUAAAACAACGCAGAUGAAAUGAAAAAAAAUGUGUUUUCGAAAUAGCUGAGAAGGAAGAUGUGACGGUGGAUGUCCAUAUUGGACAUGUGGGAAGGAGCAACAAUAUCAUUUAUACAAAUGUAGCAGUUGAUUAAAACGGACUAAGACGUUGACGAGGUUUAUAGAAGCAGACUUUAUCAUAACCAUGAUGAGCUGGUCAUAUAUCUUAAUGUCUCACCUUUUUUGUGUGUAAAAUCACGGCCUGUAAGGCAACGUCUCAUUGAAGACAGAAUAAACUCUCGCCCACAAAUGCUUUCAAGUUAGUUUACAGUUUCUCUUAAGCACGCUCCUGGACGGGGCAUUUUUUAAAACACUCCAUUAAUAAAAAUGCUUCGUCACUUUCUACAAAUGCCAUGGCAUUUGGCCUACCAAUUCGGUGACGCCGUAUAACUCGCGGAUCGGCUGCUUCGUGGGAUAUUUUCCUCAUUCCCAAAAUCAGCUAUAUAAUUCGCCAUUGCAAAUUUGUAUCGUAGGGGGCAUGUAUUUUUCUAAAAAAAACUCAAAACGACAUGUCAAAUUGGAACAAAAAACCCGACGACGAAAAAAUGUAUCGUUGAACCGAGUUUUUCACAAGUUGGACAAUAACGAGUGAGAUAUUCACUUUUGUUUUCUUGCACGUGCGCCCGUGCGCAUUUUCACUUCUUAUUGUCCAACUAGUAAAAAAAAUCGGUUCAACGAUAAACUCUCUCUUGGUAAGGUUUUUUGUUCCAAUUUGUCAAUAAAAAAGAGAAUGCACGAAUAUUGUCUGCAAUUCUCUUGAUCUGCAUUCUUUUGAAAAUUAAAGAAUGCCGAAUUCGGUCAGUUGUAGGCCAUAUCAUUGUUGUAGUUGCAGGAUCUUACAGGAUAAGAAGAAAAUCAUCAAAGAUUUUCAUUUUUACCACAAGGCAGAUGAAAUGAAAAAAAAAAAGUGUUUUCGAAACCGCUAUUUUUUUUUCUGAGAGGGAAGAUAUGACGGUCAAUGUAGAUAUUGGAUAUGAGGGAAGGAGCAAAAAUAUCAUAGCAGUUUAUUAAAACGGACCAAGACGUUGACUGGGUUCAUGGAAGUAGAUUUUAUCAUAACCAUGAUGAGCGGCUCAUAUAUAUUAAUGUCUCACCUUUUUUUGUGUAAAAUCACGGCCUGCAAGGCAACGUCUCACUGAAGACAGAAUAAACUCUCGGCCACAAAUGGUUUCAAGUUAGUUUAACAGUUUCUCUUAAGCAUGCCCCUGGACAGCGCAUUUUUUAAUACACCCUGUCAAUAAAAAUGCUUUGCCACUUGCUUCAGAUGCCAUGACAUUUGGCCUAUCAAUUCGGUGAAGCCGCAUAACUCGGCUGCCUCGCCAUUUCAAAUUGCAGGGCGGAUGCUCUUUUCUAAAAAAACUCAAACGACAUGUUCUUUUCAAAUUGGAACAAAGAACCCGACGAAGAAAAAAAUUUUCGUUGAACCGAGUUUUUUCAAAAGUCGGACAAUAGCAAAUGAAAAUUGCUCACGGGCGCACGUGCAAGAAAACAAAAGUAUAUAUCUAUCUAUAUAUCUCUCUAUAUGAAAACCUUUUAUAUAUAUAUUACGCCCUUCCCAUUACUGGGCUUAUCUUGAUUGCUUGUGUUUCAGAUAAUGACUUAGCGACCUCAGCCAUUGCAUUGGCGUUUACUGAUAAUUCUCUUGAUAAUGAGUAAUAAUGAGUAAACGAACUCAGGCAAUAUAUAGUGGUUAUAGGACUGAGUGGAGUCCAAUUCAGUCUCUAAUAAUGUUAUAACCAAAAUCGGACGACAGCGUAGCGGGAGAUUUUGUCACGAGUAUGAUCAGUAAUGGUAACAGGUGUGUGUGGAGUACAAUUACUUAAACAUGACUGUCCUAAGGCCGAAAUCAGGGCAGUUGAUAGCCAAUCAGAUUUGAAAAUUUUGUUAAAGUAAAUCAUUACAGAUCGAAUUGGCCACGCGAAGUUCUGUUAUCAAUUAAUCAUGACUUUAACAAAAUUUGUGCUAUUUUAGGCUUUUUAAAAUCAAAACACUAGAAAUUCCGGCUGAGAGCUUUUUGCAAGCAGAAAAAAAAGUAAUUUAAGCGAGCGCGUACUGUCCACGUGACCCGUUACAGUCUCGUUUUUUCUAAGUGAUUACUAUUAUCCUUAACAUUGAUACCCUAAACAUAUUUUAUUAUGUCAAUAGAGAAAAGAAAAAUCUAAUGGGGAUCUGCUUUUCAGCACACUAUUUAAUUUGAGCGAUUUUACAAAACUAAUUUCGUCAUAUGACAUUUGUUACUACUUUUCAGAAUCGCCUUCAACGAUCUCGGAAAAUCACAGCAAUUUUCCUGCUGCUUUCGCAUUGGUGGAAAAGGCAACGAAACCAGGAAGUGCUAUGACAGUCCUUGCUGUUAGUCACUAA